AUGGAAACGGUAAUACCCCCGCGAGACCACGGCCCGUCGACAUACCGCUACACGUGGGACGAGAACGGCGAGGUAACCCAAGUCGCAAGCCCCAUUGUGUCAAUCUUCCCCCCGCACCAACCCCACCACCACCACCACCAACAACAACAACAACAACAACAACACCAGCAGCCGCCGCCGCCGCCGCCGCAGCCGCGGCAGCGCUGUAUGACCUCCCCAGCCGCACGGCUACCCCACAACACCAUGGCGUCGAGCUGGUGGUCCCGAAACGGCGGAGUGCAUUGCAUCGGUCGAAGGUGGCGGAUUUUUUUGAGGGGUUUCUCGUUAGUGCGUGGUGGUGGUGGGGGCGGUGGAGGGUUUGAGGUUGGGUCGGGGCCGAGGCCGAGGUCUGGGUCGGGAGAUGGGUUGGGGUGGGUUGGGGCGGAGCUGGGGCGGGUGGAUAGUCGGGAGGGGGUGCCGGUUGGGGUGGGGGAGGAGCAGCGGUUUUUUCUUGGGGAGGGCGUGAGGGGGGUGGGGGAGAAGGGUGAUGUUGGGGGCGGUGGGGUUGGUGGAGGGGAUGGGAGAGGGGGGUGGAGGGCUUGGAGGGGAGGCGGGUGGCGAGCGGGAGUUGCGAUGAUUGUGUUGGCGACGUUGGUGAUACUGAUUACGGGGUUUGUGUGUUUGGUCGUGGCGAUAUCCGGGGUGAAUGCGGGAGCUGGGGGGUCGGCUGUUUUCGAGGGGAGUUGUGGCAGCGCGGCGGCGGUGGAUUGGGGGCUGCAUGCUGUGGUUAAUGUGUUUGUGGUGGUUUUGGUCGGGGGCGCGAACUACGCUUUCCAGGUCCUCAGCAGCCCGACGAGGGAGGAAGUAGAGGCGGUGCACCAGAGGGGGGGUUGGGUUGGAUAUUGGGAUCCCGUCGUUGCGGAAUCUUCGGCGUAUCGAGGGUGGCCGCGCGUUGCUAGCCGUUGUGCUUCUAGCGACGGCGGUCUUUACGCAAAUAAUACGGCGCCCGACUACAAGGCCGCCAUCGUCAGCGAGGCGCUUCUCAGGGGCGCGGCUUUCAGUAGCGACAUUUCGAAUGACAGCACCGGCUUCAGUCGUCCCGACCUCUUGGCCAUUCAACAGCAGGCGGUCCGAGGCGAGCUUAUCCGCCUUCCCACCCCGACUUGCAUCGAUCAGUUCAGCGGAGCUUUCGAAACGGAGUACUCCGCUGUGCUCCUAGUCUCAAACCUCGAUACCCUCUCUCUCACCCAGAAAUCAGGCGGGAUUGUCACGAACCCCAUCAGCGGCCUGGCCCCCGAGAGAUCCUCUAUCCUCUAUUGCCUAGCCCAACCCGCGCCCGCUCCGACUUGCGAAGUUAACCUAAACGCACCCCUACUCGGCACCGUGGCCCUCCUUAACUCGAUUGCCCUCGUGGCCACAGCCGCCCUCCUCUUCAAGCGCCCAUCAUCUUUCCGCCCACUGGCCACCCUCGGCGACGCCAUCGCCUCCUUCCUCGAAGACCCCGACCCAACCACGCAAGGAGCCUGUCUCCUCUCCAAAACCGACAUCUGGCGCGGCCGCUGGCCACUCGAAGCAGCCAAAUACUGGGUCCCCCAAACCCACUACUGGUUCCGCAGCGUCUCCCUCCCCCGCUGGAUGGGCGCCUUUCUCCUCUGGGUCAUCUGCACCAGCCUCACCGCCGCAGGGAUCGGCUACUCCACCUCCCUCUCUCCCUCUAACCAACUCACGCCCUUCGGCACCACCUCCGCGCACGCCCUCCUGUCCCUCCCACCUGCCACCCCCGCCGCCGCCGCCGCCGUCCUCGCCAGCCUCCCGCAACUCCUCCUCGCCUUCCUCUACCUCACCACCAACGCCCUCCUGACCACCUACCACCUGUCGCACGAAUCCUCGCUCUUCGCCACGGGGCCCGCCCGGCCCCUGCGCGUGUCGGCGUCCUCGGCCCGCGCCGUCGGCGCCCAGUCUACGUCCCUCCACCUCACCCUCCCGCGCGCCCUCUCCGGUCUGCUCAUGGCCUUCUUUGCUGGUUUGGCCUUCGUGCUGCGCCAGAGCUGUUUUGCUGUUGCUGUGCGCCUUGUUGAUGUGCCCGUUUCGCGGAACGCGCUGCCCGCUGAUAGUGAUGACGGCGAUGGUGCGGGGGGUUCGGUGGCUGGUUGGUCUUGGGUUGAGUGGGGUGGGGUUGUUGGUGCUGCUUGCUGCGCUGGUGGUGCUCGCGCUUGGCGUGCUGGCGUUGGGGCUGCGUCGUGCGCCGCCGGCGGGGCUGGUCAAUGGGGAGAUGCUGGGGAAUCCGAUGGUGUUGCCGGCUGGGUCGUGUAG
Chaetomium globosum CBS 148.51 is the source of this 2292-nucleotide messenger RNA. RefSeq lists its product as uncharacterized. The coding region runs from base 1 to 2292 and encodes 763 amino acids. The record is from RefSeq and is a predicted model, not a curated record. Lineage: Eukaryota; Fungi; Ascomycota; Sordariomycetes; Sordariales; Chaetomiaceae. The transcript is spliced from 4 exons.